CGCCAUCUUGUUUCCGCGAAGCUCACUUCACAUAACAACGGGUAACUAUGGGGUAUUGAUCAUAACUUUCACAUGAAAAAAAGUUUUACAACUCCAGUACGAUAACCAAAUAUGGCUGCUGUAGAUUUUGAUUCACCUAGGAGGUCUCUAGAUACGUAUCGGCCGGAUCGAUCUAAUGUCAAACCUAAACAUACUUUAUUUGGCACAUCUCUAGAGGCAUUCACGGAUGGAGAACGUGAACAUAUUUAUAAUAUAGAUGUAAACAAAUAUACCAAUAUGUACACACCUUACGUCAGUACCGAUUUAUCAGCAAGAUUACAAGAUUAUGAAAAUCAAAAAAUGCGAGUCCAACAAGCAGCUGAAGAAUACAAAGCUUCCCAAGCCAAAGCUCUAAACUUCCAAACAACUCCACCAAGUACUGCCAAACAUCGUAAACCAAAUGAUUCCAAGACAUUGAUGGAACUCAUGAAUCCAGAUCCUCCAGAACAAACAAACAGGGUAAAACAACAUCAAUACAAGAUAAUGGGGGAUGUGUUUAGUUCUAAUAACCAGGAAAUGGGAAUCAUUAGAGAAAGACAACCCCAAGAUUCUCCACGAUAUGGAAGAAGGUCCAGUGCUAAAAACAACGGCUUCGACAGCGAUUUUCUAGUACACUAUAAUACAGCCCAAGUGAAAAAUACCAACGAAAACUGCCGCAACGUCACCAGUUUCGCUGCACAAGAAAAACCAACGAGCAUUGUACCGCUACCAGCAAAUAUACGACACUCGUUUGGAAGUCGAAUGUGUGAUGAAUUGUUGUCCGACGUUGAUAAAGUCAGUGGAACACUCGAACGUCAACGGCAAGAACGAGCACCUAGGCUGAGAAUCCAGAAAGAAAUCCCAACAUUGUUAGAAACGCCAUUGAAUGAGUACCAAGAUCUUGGUCAUAAAACUAGAUUGAAUCUGUUCCCAGGUUUAUCCAGAGACAAUAAAAUAAGCGUCACCCAGACUAAUUUUAAUGAUGUUGUCCAUUUACAGAGAGUACCAGUUACUGAUAAAUAUAGAAUGAAAAGAGAUGAACUAAGUCAAUGGUCUGAACAUAAUUUAUUAAGAGAAAAACAGAAAGAAAAAUGGAAAGAGUAUCACGAUUCGUUACCCAAACAAACUGUUAAUUGGGACAGGAAUGCAACACGCCCCAAACCCCAACCCCAAACUGUACCCACAGCUGUAAAGAAGAAACCAAAACCAACUAAGACCAAGGUCGAGUCCAGUCACCAACCUAUUAAAGAAGAAGCGUUUGAAGAUUUUGUUUUUAAGACCCCACCCUUAACCCCACCACCUACCCUCCCAUCUCCAGGCAAACUUCCACAAUCCUUUGAAAAGGAUGAUGAUUUCUGGGAGUUUUUCGACCAAGAACUCCCCAAGUAAAUAAUUUUACCAGUGUCUAUUUUUUUUGAUCAGUUGUUAUGAGUUUUGUAUGUUAUUUUUUUUAAUUAUGGAUAUUGUGAACUGUGAUAUUAUAUUUGAUAUGUUUAUGAACUAUAUUUGUUAUUAUCGUGUACACCGAAGAGAAAAUAAAUUCAAAUUCAAAAU
Patella vulgata (common limpet) is the source of this 1572-nucleotide messenger RNA. RefSeq lists its product as uncharacterized. The transcript has 4 exons. Bases 112 to 1407 code for a protein of 431 amino acids. NCBI's taxonomy places the organism in Eukaryota, Metazoa, Mollusca, Gastropoda, Patellidae. The record is from RefSeq and is a predicted model, not a curated record.